Endocarpon pusillum Z07020 is the source of this 2352-nucleotide messenger RNA. RefSeq lists its product as uncharacterized. The coding region runs from base 1 to 2352 and encodes 783 amino acids. The record is from RefSeq and is a predicted model, not a curated record. The transcript has a single exon. NCBI's taxonomy places the organism in Eukaryota, Fungi, Ascomycota, Eurotiomycetes, Verrucariales, Verrucariaceae.
AUGGGGAAGGCGCCUGCUGUCAUUAUAAUCGCAAGGUUGGAAUCACGCUCCCAACAACUACUCCAGAGCCAUGCUGACUCAAUCAGGCACGGCGCAAGACUUGACCAAGCAGACAAGCAAUGGCAUCUCACUUCUCCGACUCCAUACGACCCUCCUCUAACCUACGGUGGUUGGACACAGGCUCGAGCACUAGGAGCGCGGAUUGGCGGCAUCUUGAGAGCUAGAGAGGAAGAACAGGAAGACAUCAAAAGCAAUGGUAUGACUGGCGGCACUUCAGAGCAGACGGGUCAAAAGCGGAAGAGGAAGCACAAAAUCAUCAUACAUUCCUCACCUUUUGUCAGAUGUGUGCAGACCUCAAUAGCAAUUGCUGCGGGCAUUGGACAGUUCAAAGGACGAGCGCCGUCGGUGGCAAAACAUCAUACCAUGCAUUCGGGAUCGCCUCAUAUUCACGCACUGGAAAAUUCACCCGGGCUAUCAGCCAUUCCUGAACCAGCGGAGGAUUUUCCGACUACUCCCUUAUUGCCUGAGCCAUCUCCUCUUCCAACGAAUCCAAAUUCGGCUGAGCCACUUGCCUCUGCGCCCUCCAUACCCUGUCAGUCUAAGAAACACCGCGUGGCUGAGCUUCGACUGGAUGCUUUUCUAGGGGAGUGGCUGUCGCCUGACUACUUCGAAAACAUCACACCUCCACCUGAAUCAGUAAUGAUGGUCGCGAGUGCCAAAGCAGACCUCCUCCGGCCUAGUGAAGCAAUCGAAGGAUCAGACUCCGGAAGAAGAACUCAUGGCAAUUUUCCUGGAGGCUGGAGCUCAGAUUGGAGCGCUUCCAGCUCGGCGGAUGAAUCAGAAGAAAAGACCGGACUUGCGAACAUGGCCGCACUUGGUCAUGCGCUCAGUCACUCGCUUCCCAACCGUACUCGUUCCAGCACUCACAGCAGCGACUCACCUGGUACAUCAUAUUCUCGGCGCUAUCCCUCGAAACUAAAUACCAGCCUCACUACCUCUAAUUCCAAUGACGAGCUGGCAUACGUCCCACCCACCCCAACCUACGCUAUUUCCUCAUCUGAUGCCAUCCCAGUCGGCUACGUCGCUCACGCUCGGGAUGCCUGUAUCGACGUUUCCUAUCAAUGGGAUAGCAUGCGCCCACCGCAAUGCUGGGGCAAUGGUGGCGAGUACGGCGAAGAAUGGAGUAGCAUGCACCGGCGGCUUCGAAACGGUCUCUCCAAAAUGAUAGAGUGGUACGAGGAGCACGGUACAGCUGUUAAUAAGGCGGCAGAGAUGUUCGUUGAUUCAGCGGAUGAAGUGGAGACAGAUACGGUGCUGAUCCUCGUCACGCAUGGAGCAGGGUGUAAUGCGCUACUAGGGGCGUUAACCAACCAACCCGUGCUGUUGGAUGUUGGCAUGGCGAGUUUGACUAUGGCUGUUAGGAAGGGGAGCGUAGCGAAAAGUGCCAGGCAGAAGAAGAGUGAGAUCGAGGACGCUAACUCGACAAACAAUAAUAAUGCGCCAUCAUCGGCAAGAAGAAGCAGCAGGAGAGGAUCGAUCGAUCUUGGAAUAGCGGAGGACUACGAGAUGAAAUUUACAGCAUCAACGGAUCAUCUACGUGCCGGGUCAAAUCCUUUGUCAGGAAGUGCAGGUUCCCCUCGGAUUGGAUCUUCGGCAUCCAAUUCGCCUUACAGAAGACCUGCCACUUCAUUCUCCAGCGAUAGCUUCACCAUUGGAGAGGGCGCCGCUACUUUCUCCACAGCGCCGUCUGCUAGACCAGUCACUGCUGGUGCAGCCUUCAGCAGCGCUGGCGGGUUACACCGAAGCAAGAGUGGCCAUUCAGCUCUGAGGAAUGGGAUAUACCCAACGAUCAGCAGUGCACCUAAGAUCCCAAGUGGGCUGUGGAGGAGUGGCACGACGUGGAGCAGUAAUUCCAAUAACGAAGCGACAAGUGAAAGUGGUGGGGAGAGUGAUGCUUUACCGGAUUUUGGGAGCAUGAAUGCAAAAUCGAUCGCCGCUUGUGCAACUAGAGGUUUGGAUGGAUCGAAUGAUUUGAGCUUAAGAAGAAAGGAUAGCAAUGUGGCGCCUGAUGAGCAGGUUCGGCCGGGGGAGGAGGAGGAGCAGCAGCAGCAACAGCAGGAGGAGCAGGGUACGGAGGUGAAUGGCAACGGGACCCGAGCUCUGAAUAGAAGCCCAACUCCUAUUGCGUCAUCAAAACCAUAUAACCAGCUGAAAAGCCCUCCAUACACGAAGACUCAUGCUCAUACACCAACAAGGACAGCGAGUCAGAUGGGAUUAUGGGGUAGUGGCUUCAAAAAGGAUUCGAAUAUGCCGAAACGACGAUGGACCGUGGUGGAAAAUCCGGCGGGAUGA